AUGGUGUCGAAGGGAAUUUCUCAGCAGCAGUCGGGGGAUGGUUUGGCAAUGGAUAAUCAGGAGCCUAGUGCCGGGGCCGAUGAGAUUCCUGAGCUGCGGCGGGGACGCAUGAUCCCUUCGGGUCGGUAUCUAGCCAAUAACCUCCCCCCUCUGCAUACGCUGAGAGAAAUUUUUGCUGACAUGGCAUCAAAGGCCAUGGAAAUUGGAUUCGAGCAAGUCCUCAUUCGGCUCGGCAGUCGACCACUUCGAGUGGCGACAAUGUGCUCAGGAACCGAAGCCCCGCUUCUAGCCCUGGAAUUGAUACAGACGGGUUUGCCGGAGGCCCAGCAACUUCGGAUCUUGCACGCUUUCAGCUGUGAGAUUGUUCCAUUCAAGCAAUCGUACAUUGAGCGGAACUUCUGCCCCCCUCUCCUAUUUCGGGACAUCACCGAACUUGGAGGAGACGAGGCGCGGACCGCCUACGGGUCAUUAGAAGCAAUUCCCGGUAACCUCGACAUAUUAGUUGCUGGAACUGCCUGUGUCGACUUCUCUCCGUUGAACAACCGCCAGAAGACGCUGCAGCAAGGCGGCGAGUCGGGAGCUACGUUCGACGGUCUCUUGCGGUACGCGAAGAGAUAUCGACCCCGCAUGAUCGUUCAGGAGAAUGUCCGGAAUGCGCCCUGGGAGCAGAUGAAGGGGAAGUGGGAGGAGCUCGGGUACAUGUCCGUUUGUGUCAAUGUCGACACGAAGCAUUACUACAUCCCGCAGACACGCGAGCGCGGGUACAUGGUGGUUAUUGACAAGCACCGCUUGGAAGCAGCGGGCCUACUUGGAGACACCAUGGAUCAAAGUGGCAUUGAAAUUGUCACUCAACGCGUUCGUGAGCUUGCUGAUCGUUUCAAACGGCCAGCGAGUGCACCGGUGGGGUUGUUCUUGCUGAGUGAUGACGAUCGCCGACUCGAGCUCAUCGAGAUGAGAGCCCGCCUUGAGUCCCGAAGCGAAACCAGCUGGGAUCAGUACCAGAUUCGUCACCAACGGCACCGUGACGAACUGGAACUAGGUAGCGAGAGGCCAAUCACUCGAUCCCUUCCCGGGAUCAAUGAACUGAAGACACCGGACUUCUAUUGGAAUCGUUUCUGGAAGACACAGUCGGAGAGAGUGUGGGAGACCGUGGAUAUGAAUUUCCUGAAGAAGAUGCUUCAAGAUUAUGACAUGAACUUCAAGGAGCGUUGGAUCGACUUAUCUCAGGGCGUCGAUCGAGGGAAUGACAGCCUUGCCGCUUCUGGGAUCGCGGGGUGUCUGACGCCAAAGGGCAUGCCAUUUGUGACAACCCGCGGGGGCCCCGUAUCUGGCACGGAGGCUCUUUCGUUGCAAGGACUGCCCCUCGAUCGAAUGUUACUCACGAGAGAAACCCAAGCCGAUUUGAUGGAUAUGGCAGGAAAUGCAAUGACGAGUACGGUAGUGUGUGCAAUCAUGCUGGCUGGUCUGAUAGCCGUGCAUGAGAUUCUUGACGACGGUGAGGAAUGUUCAACAAACUCUGGUGAGGCGGAGGCCAAGUCCCUUCUCGUGCCCAGCGAGGCCCAUAGCCUUGUGAGAAGUAACCUCCAAAUCGUCCAAACACCUCUUAUCGACCAUGCUGUUCUCAAAGUCAAGGCAGCGAGCAGCGUUCUGUGCUGCUCCUGCGAGAGACAGACUCGGGUCCAAGAUUCAAUUUAUAGUUGCACACUGUGCGGACAUACCGCUUGCAAAUCCUGUCGUGGAAACCCCACGCAUUCAUAUCUACAUGUUUCCCUACUUUCUCGACAAAAGCCGUCUGAAUUCAUAGCGAAUUUGAAGGCGCUUGUUCCGAUGAAGCUUAUGCUGUCUGAUCUGUCCGACUUGGGUUUUGAGAUGUUUAGAUCCCUUUACCACAUCACCAACCUCCCCCAGUUUUGGCCCGACUUCAUUAUGUGCGUCAAGGCGGCUGUGCACGAUGUCUUUCGAUUUUUUGAGAUUAAGCGAGGAAGAAAAUGGCGAGUGGUUUAUGACGGCACGCAUUCCAGCUUGUACCUUGAUAUCGGUCCGGACUCCUUCCAGUGGCUGUUGUACGCGAAGCCCCCCAAGUCCGCGAGUAGGAGAAGCGUCAUCCGGGAAGUGCUAGCCAAGCCAAUUGCCAGAAUGAGUCCAACUUCUGGGUCGCUUGUCGAGGGUACAUGGGAAAUUUGCUCACCCAUUAGCACCCCAAUUUUACUUCAGAUUUCUGGCAGAGGACACCAAGUUCGAUCAUUCCAAUCGGAGUGUGGUAUUAAAGCCGCUAAAUUUGUUGAUGGAAAAGUCUGGGACAGUAUUUUCGUUGAAGGAUCAGAUCAAAACGUCGCAGCUCUGGAUUUCGACGUCCGAGGAAUGUACCAAUUCCUCCCUGAUUGUGGAACAGCCCUUGGUGCAUUGUACAGAAGAAAAGCUACCGCCCAUGCACCCCGAAUUUUCCUAUUCCUUGACCCAGCAAAGAUUGGACCAGCAGACGAAGAUGCCUGUGUAUUCGCUCUUGAACACGACCGCCUUCCUGGAUAUGAUGUGAGAAUGACGAUCGCCGAGUUAUCUUCAAAUUGGACAUCAUUGAAUGUCACCAUGGAUUCGCAAGAUGUGAAAGCUUUCUGUCGUCGAUGGGCCAAGGCCCCCAAGGCACAUCUGAACCAAUGUCCUGCCGAGCAGAUUACCCUCCACACAUUGCAACAAGGAAUCCAAGUCUCGAUUGAAAAGCAGAACUGUCAUGAUGCUUGUAUUACUCUCACCUCGCUGUCAGCAACGACAUCGAUUCUCAACCUACCUGACGCAAAUUCCGAUUGGCAAGCCUGGAAUCCAGAGGUCUCUAUGAGAGAAUUGAAAGGUCUCGCCUGGUUGUUCCCGAAGAUUGCUGCGUGGUCCGACUUUGAAGACUGGAACGAAAUCAUCCUCCCAGACUGUUCAGACCUCAAACAUCAUGCAAAUGGCAAUUGCAACACCUGCAACCCACCCACCCCUAGUAUCCUUUGGGGCCGGGACAACAGAGAUCGAAUCAUCCCAUACGAGAAUCCCCAGGACGCUGCCGUCUACGAGCGUGCCAUCAAAAACCGACCCUCGCCAUUUUUGGUCUUCAGACGAAUCAACGAACAUGGAGAUGCUGAACUGCGUUUCACUCUCAAUGUGCAAGCUUUGACCCAUCAGGCACAUGGUAAAUUGUUUGGUACCGCAAGCCGUGAGGGAGUAACAUCUUUCUGGCGACUUCUCCCUCAUGCGUACGACAUGAGUCAAGAAACCCCUGGCAUUUUUACUUUGAGGAGCAACGACAACGAUAGUCUUUCGCCACAACCUCCCAAUUUCAAAUUCAAGCUUCGUGAUGAACAGCUUCGAUCACUGAGCUGGAUGAUUGCACAAGAAGCAAAAGAGAUGGAACCAUUCAUGGAAGAGGAAGUUGAAGAAUCCAUCCUCCCCUUAAUGCCUUGGCGUGCCGAAGUCAAAGCGACAAUGCCAAAUGUUGUUCGCGGUGGCGUGCUAGCCGACGAAGUCGGAUACGGUAAGACGGCUGUUAUUCUUGGUCUUAUUGACGCGCAGUAUGAAAGCGACUGCAAACCCCCUGAAGAGAACGGGCUGAUUUCAACCAAAGCAACACUGAUCAUCGUGCCCAGCAACGUCUUCAAGCAGUGGGUUUCGGAAACCAAGAAGUUCCUUGGAGGAAAAUACAAAGUUUUGGCAAUAUCCUCGAUCAGCAAGAUCACCAUUCGGGAAGUCGAAGAUGCAGAUAUCGUGAUUUUGUCAUGGAGUAUUCUGGCGAACGAUGCAUACUACAGUCGACUUCAACAAUUUACCGGAACACCCCAAGCUCCCGCAAAAUCUAGAGGAGGAACAGGUCGAAAUUUCGAUAGCUGGUUUCACAACGCCCGUGCUUCCUUACGGGAGUUUGUUGACAUAUUGAAAACACAAGGGUCUGAGGCAAUACUCCAGCAAUUGGAAGCCAGGCGUCGCCAAGUUCAAGAAACACAGGCCGACUUUACUUACGUGCCCUCUCGACGCCUGCGUGGCCAGGCAUUUGCUGAUGCUAAUAAUAGUCGUGACGAAUGCAAUGUAGGAGAAGAAGGGGAUUUGGAUUCUGAGUCUGACUCGGGUUUCGAGGACUUUGGCGCAUCUGAUGCGAGACAGUCUACCGAAGCGGGCCAGCGCAAGCGGAGGCAUAGUAGGAAGUCAGUGGAAGGUCCAGGAGGAAAGCGACAAAAACACUCAUUGACAGACCUGACCGAAGUGACCGAUGACGGAAAGAGACUUGGAGCCAAAUCAACUGCCGUGAAAGAUGACCGCAAAGAUUUUGAUAUCAAUAAGACUGCCGAACACGACUGGCGCACUGUCAAAGCCGCAUUUAUUCACGCUUUCAACUUCAACCGUUUGGUAAUCGACGAAUAUACAUAUGCCGGGGAUGAAAGACAGGCUUCUCUGCUCUCAUUGCAGGCACGCUCUAAAUGGAUCCUUUCUGGAACGCCAGCUCUUCGUGAAUUUGCCGAUAUUAAGAGUGUUGCGCGUUACCUUGGCUUGCACCUUGGUGUGGACGACGAUGGCGAUUGCGACAAGCCGACGCAGAACAGCAGACUACGAAACAUCCGGAAGAACCACACAGCUGUUGAGGCAUUCCAAUAUUACCAGGCCCCCCACAGCAACGCCUGGUACCAAAACCGCCGAGAGCAUGCCCAAAACUUCCUUGACCGAUUUGCGCGUCAGAACAUCGCACGCAUCACACAUAUCCCGUUGAAGACAAACUUUGUCGUCACCGAACAGUCGCCUGCUGAAAAGACAGCGUACGAUACAUUGUUGCGAGCUGUCAAGGAAAAUAAGAGACGGAUUCCUGGCCCCUUGAGCACCAUUUUGUCCAAGAGCCAGGUCCCCCAAGAGGCUCUCAUCAUGUCCUGCGUCACAAGUCAAAUCGGACAACCUCCAUGGAACCUCGAGAAGUGCCGAAAAGGCUCGCAGAAUGACAAAAAGAAAUCCGCUGAGAUCUGGACUAAAGUGGACUCGAUCACUCGACAGGCAGCGAUUGUUUGGUAUCGCGAAUUGAAAAAUACCGAUCCCAACAACUGGCAAAAGGCCCUGAAUGGCGUCGCCAAGAUUGAUUUUGGGGACGCGGAACUCAACAAAAGAUUCAAACAGCUCUUAGAGGACAUCAUCCGCUCAUACAGUGAGUGGAAACUCGCCGAACAACACCAGCCAAUUGAAGAUUUGCUCCAACAGCGAUUCCAAAAGAUACAGAAUUCGAAGACUGGCAACAAAGCGACCGGAAAGCGUCCUCCUAGAGCCACAGAAUAUGGAAAACCCAUGGAUGCGUUUUCCAAUUCGGUUUGGAUCGCUGUCGAAAAAGCCUUGUCCGCUGAUGUCACCUCUCUCUUGAAACAGGUCCUCGAGAUUGACCGGGAAUACCGAUUCUACGAACAUCUAGUGAGGAUCCAAACCAUUGGAAUUCCACCAUGUCAAAAAUGUAAUGGCGACUUGCAAGAAAAAGAAGACGUCAACGUCCUCAAAACCUGCGGUCAUGUCCUCUGCAAAGAUUGUAUUGCCGCCGGAUCACGCAAACCCUGCCCUAUCAUUGGAUGCGGCGGCCAAAUUGUCCAAUCCAAGAUCGUGCCCGGUGAAAUCCUUGUCAGCGAAGACCAAGAAAUCCAGAGCACCAAGCUCAACAAGCUAGUUGAGAUCGUCCGCAAUGUCCCAGAGGAAGAGCUUGUCCUCAUCUUUGUGCAAAUCAAUCAUCUGUUACCUGUGGUAUCGAAUGCCCUCAAAGCUGUGAACAUCGACCACCGCAUGGUCACACAGACUAACUUGAAGGGAAUCGAGGAGUUCACUGAGGCUCCGAAACUAAAAAAGGGCAUGACGCAACCACCUUCCAGACCGAAGGCUUUGAUCUUGAAUCUCGGAAACUCCAUGGCAGCUGGAUUGAAUCUCCAAUGCGCAAACCACGUUAUCUUCUUGUCGCCAUAUUUCGCCCCCUCUGACCAUGACUUUGAGGCGGGCAUGACCCAGGCAAUCGGACGUGUACGGCGAUUCGGACAGGAGCGCGAGGUCCAUGUCUAUCAUUUGCUGGUGAAGAACACAUACGAAGUCAACAUCUUCCAGAAGGCUCAAUCAAGCAAACUCGUUGAGCGUCAAGGUGUCCACGUUUUGGUUCCCGAAGAAGAAGUAUUACCAAACGACAUCGGAUGCGAAGGGGAGGAGAUGCCAGAGUAG
Penicillium psychrosexuale is the source of this 6198-nucleotide messenger RNA. Its product is annotated as putative SNF2 family helicase. Bases 1 to 6198 code for a protein of 2065 amino acids. Lineage: Eukaryota; Fungi; Ascomycota; Eurotiomycetes; Eurotiales; Aspergillaceae. The record is from RefSeq and is a predicted model, not a curated record. Gene Ontology annotation, molecular function: methyltransferase activity; ATP-dependent chromatin remodeler activity; ATP binding. The transcript has 5 exons.